Messenger RNA from Etheostoma spectabile (orangethroat darter), 1605 nucleotides. Its product is annotated as zinc finger protein 569. Gene Ontology annotation, cellular component: transcription regulator complex; PcG protein complex; chromatin. The record is from RefSeq and is a predicted model, not a curated record. The transcript is spliced from 2 exons. Bases 99 to 1493 code for a protein of 464 amino acids. Gene Ontology annotation, molecular function: DNA-binding transcription factor activity, RNA polymerase II-specific; RNA polymerase II cis-regulatory region sequence-specific DNA binding. Gene Ontology annotation, biological process: regulation of transcription by RNA polymerase II. NCBI's taxonomy places the organism in Eukaryota, Metazoa, Chordata, Actinopteri, Perciformes, Percidae.
ACGGUGUACGGUCAUAUGUGGGCUGCUGCGGACGUCCCCCUGCAGGCAUUGGGAGGUUAGUUCUUCUGUCAAACGUGUAGACGUGUAAUUAAACAACAAUGUCUUCAGUGGAGCAUCUGAGAGAGUUCGUCAACGAGCGACUGACGGCUGCUGCUCAAGAAAUAUUCGGAGUUUUAAAAAAAACUAUCGGCGAGUACGAGGACGAGAUUCAUCGUCAGCGCAGACGGUUGGAUCUCAUUUGGAAACCCGAAAUAAAAUUACACAGGAUCAAACAAAAGCUCCCACAGCAACAUGUCUGUAAGGAGGAGGAGGGUCAGAUUCAGGAGAGGAUCUCCAGUCUAGACCAGGAGGAGUCCAAGCCUCCCCAGAUUAAACAGGAACUGGAGGGACUCCGCACCAGUCAGGAAGGAGAGCAGCUCAUACCGAAGCAGGAGACCGAUGCCUUUAUGUUGACUCCCACUCGUGAGGAGAGUAAACACGGUGAAGAUCAGACUCUGAACUUUGAUCCUGUUGACAGUCUCUGUGCAGCAGAGGAAGAGUCUGUAGUCAACAUGCCAGUUAUAUCCUCUGUGGUGUCAGAAGCACACAGUGACCCACAGCUCUGCACUCAUAACUCUCAUGAAACUGAGAGCAAAAGCCAGAAAGGAGGCAAGCAUGGAGGUUCAGGAUCAACUAGCAAAGCAGAGCCCAAACCAAAGAGAAGACGUCGCAAAAGCAGCAGUCACAACAACAAUGUAAACAACCCUAAUUUGUCAAAGAUUCAACAUAUGACUGAAAAAGGUAAAAAGUCUUUUACAUGUGAAACAUGUGGAAAAGAUUACAAACAACGUUAUAGCUUUUUGACCCACAUGAGAAUCCACACAGGUGAGAAGCCGUAUUCUUGCAAAACAUGUGGCAAAGAUUUCAGACAUCAUGGUAACUUGAUGACCCACAUGAGGACCCACACAGGCGAGAGGCCGUAUUCUUGCGAAACAUGUGGGAAAAUGUUUAAAUUCCAUGGCGAUCUUACAGUCCACAUGAGGGUCCACACAGGGGAGAAGCCGUAUCCUUGCAAAAACUGUGGGAGAGCCUUCAGGAACAAUCGUGAAUUGACGAUCCACGUGCGAACCCACACUGGCGAAAAGCCAUACUUCUGCGAGACCUGCAAGAAAAGAUUCAAUACCGUGUCAGAGAGGAACAGGCACCUGAGAACCCACACGGGCGAGAAGCCGUAUCCUUGCGAGACCUGCAGGAGAAGAUUCAGUAACAUUUCGAACAUGAAAACACACAUGAGAAUCCACACUGGCGACAAGCCGUACCUUUGCGAGACCUGCAAGAAACGAUUUAACUCUACGUCUGACUUGAAUAGGCACGCGUUGACCCACACUGCCGAAAGGCCGUGCCCGUGCAAGACCUGCGGGCAACGAUUCAGCAUCAUGUCGAACAUGAGAAGGCACAUGUUGACCCACUUGAUCAGCGACGGUUUGAGCACUCGUACCCAACAGUCACGGUGAAGGUUCUUGCGGGAGUUAGCCACUACACACAGACAGUAAAAUUAAAAACUUGCAAUGCCAUGUUCAUCCUGCGGCGUCCUGCUGCGUCCUGCUGCGUCCUGCUGCGUCCUGC